CUUCAUGUGAUCGCUCAAGAAGUCUUAGACGUCACUGUUGCUACAGAUCUCACGAAACACUCUGGCGGGGACGAUUCGUGGCUAUACUAUGGUCAGCUGCUUCUUUUGAUACAGCCUGAGCUGUUGGACUUAUGCAGGGCUCGUCGGGUUGCUGAAAGAGCGAAGAACGAUAGUGAGGCAGCAAAGUGCACGCACCCACUACCUCCUAGCGUGAUUUGACAAGAGUGUCAAUAGUGAAAAAGUAAAGUUUAUUGGCGGGGCACCCUGGAUAGUGGAUGGUAUGGAUGGAAAAUGUCAGGUCCUUUUAGUGAGCUCAUGGCCACCGUCGCCGUUCUCGAUACCAGUAGUCGGCAUCCUCCUCUCUUCUCCAUCCUUUCAACUCCUCCAGCUCCACAGUCCACACCAUGGCCGACAUCUUGAGGCGAAACACUGCCAUUGAUACCAAUGGACAUAUCGUCAAUGGCAAGACCGUUGAUAUUCAUAUCACCGACGAUGGCUCCAGCUUCUACUUUGCGAUCUGCGCGGUAAUGGGUACUGUGGGAUUGGGCGUCCUCGCCUCGUCUCUGAUGAAACCACGCACCCAUCGCGUCUUCUUCUACAUUACUGCGGCUGUCAACAUUACGGCCGCCGUCGCGUACUUCAGUAUGGGCAGCAACCUUGGUUGGACACCAAUCGAUGUCGAGUUCGUGAGGUCAGACUCCAAGGUCGCUGGCAUGAAUCGCGAGAUCUUCUACGCACGAUACAUCGAUUGGUUUGUCACCACGCCUCUUCUGAUCAUGGACCUGCUUCUCACUGCUGGUCUUCCCUGGACAACAAUCAUCUGGACCAUCUUCCUCGACGAAGUCAUGAUCGUCACGGGUCUGGUUGGCGCACUCGUCAGCACAAGCUACAAGUGGGGCUAUUUCGCGGCUGGAACCGCUGCCAUGUUCGGAAUCUUUUACAACCUCGCCAUCCACGGACGCAAAUCCGCAGCCCAUCUCGGCACGGAUGUCGUUCGUACCUACACAAUUUGUGGUGUCUUGACAUUGUUCAUCUGGCUGCUCUACCCCAUCGCGUGGGGUAUCAGCGAAGGUGGUAACCUCAUCUCACCAGAUGGCGAGGCUGUCUUCUAUGGUAUCCUGGACCUUAUCGCCAAACCAGUCUUCUCCAUCGCUCUGAUCUUCGGACACUGGAACAUCGACCCGGCGAGAAUGGGACUCGUCCUCCGUGACUACGAUAGUGACCCGGAUUACUUCCACAUCGCCAAAUCUGGAGGACAUGGCGAGAAGAAUGGCCUUGGAAAUGGUACAGCCCACGACGCUGUUGCCGAUGACCAAGGAGGUCCAUCUGCCUCCGGUGGUGCUGCUGCCGAGGCGGACAAGGUCUGAUGAAGACAGUCAAUGAUAUACCUCACAUCAUGUAUUGGUGGAGGACGACAGUAUCGGGUGUUGACCGAAUGAAUCAACGAUUGGAAUUGCUUUGUAGGAGCGAAGAUACCCUUUCGGCGACGGCGUGGUCGUAAUGUUAAUUGAUUGUAAUUUUCGUCUGAAAAGUGUUAUUGCUGUAGCAAGAAAUGCAAAACUGUCGUUUGAGCAUCUUCAUGAUU
Molecule: messenger RNA, 1585 nt
Organism: Sphaerulina musiva SO2202
Lineage: Eukaryota; Fungi; Ascomycota; Dothideomycetes; Mycosphaerellales; Mycosphaerellaceae
Product: archaerhodopsin-2 precursor
Exons: 4
Coding region: 405-1367 (320 amino acids)
Biological process (GO): monoatomic ion transport
Cellular component (GO): plasma membrane; endoplasmic reticulum
Molecular function (GO): monoatomic ion channel activity
Source: RefSeq, a predicted model, not a curated record